Molecule: messenger RNA, 763 nt
Organism: Octopus sinensis (East Asian common octopus)
Lineage: Eukaryota; Metazoa; Mollusca; Cephalopoda; Octopoda; Octopodidae
Product: protein POLR1D
Exons: 3
Coding region: 271-738 (155 amino acids)
Source: RefSeq, a predicted model, not a curated record
UGCUUCUUUAUGGUUGCGAAAAUGUAGAAAAAGUAGCAGAGAUGGUUGCAAUAUCUUUUGUUUGACCUGGGGUUAAACAACAAGAGUAAAGUAUCUCUGAUAGAAAGACAAACUUUACUUUUCCGUUGAAAUCACUUCUCUUGCAAGAAGCAUAACAUACAAAGCUGAAAUACCAAAGGAAAGGCUUUAAAAUGAUGAAAGCACUAUAACAAUCGGGGUUUCUUUUCGGAGGGGACGUAUUUUCCUGCGUCACCGCCUGGCCGUAACAUCAUGGCGGAGGAGGAUCUUGAUGCGUUAGCUGUUGCUGAACUUCUCCAAGAAGCUAAAAGAGGUUCCGAGAGGGCUAAAGAAAUGGGAGCAAUAGGAUGGCGCAAAUGCCCAAUUCCGCAGGCAAAUAAGGUCUUCCUCAAUAACACUCUGCUCAGCAUCGUCAGCGAUUCCAAACGGCGCCAAAGACAAAGAGAAGCAGUCAUCAAAAGUAAUAUCCUCCCAAGCAAUAAGAAUCGCCACACAUCAAACUCGAGCCAUCAUCGUAGCAGACAUCGUUCGCCUGCCUCCUCAUCUCGGAAAUCUGAACAUUUACCAAGAGACUCCAGAAAGUCUCCCUCUUCUUCUCCUGAAUCUAAUGCCAGGAAUGGUUCUGUAGACACAACACAAUCUCACAGGAAAAGACAUUCUUCUCAGAAAUCAAAACACGAAGUAAAACAUAAAAAACAGAAAAUACACAAGAAAAAAUAAAUUUGUUUGAUUUUUUUCACAUUUC